This is a messenger RNA of Triticum turgidum subsp. durum (durum wheat), 435 nucleotides long. Lineage: Eukaryota; Viridiplantae; Streptophyta; Magnoliopsida; Poales; Poaceae. The record is from the annotation of a GenBank genome assembly.
AUGCUGGCUGUCGUCGCGCACGCCGGCUGCUUCACCUUUUCUGAUCUAGGAAACCAGCAUUGCCGCUCCCCAUCUCUUAAUACAGAGGUGAUGACAAAGGAGGAAGAGGCGUUGUCAAGGUUGGACGAGCUGCUGACAAAGGCACAUAUGUAUUCUGAAUUUCUACUCGAAAAGAUGGACCAUCAGCUACAGAUUAUGUUGGCAGUUAUUCAAAUGAAAAAUAGGGAGGAACAUGUGGAAGAUCUGAAUAAAGGACAUGGUAUAAAAAGGAAAGCAAAGCCUAAACACUACAGUGAUGCAGUUGGGAUCAAUUUUGUAAGUUCACUUGCUCUGUUAGAGACCAACCCUGCUACAACCUGUGAAAGAAGCACAUUUCAUAUGUCAGGAACCACACACAUCACAGGAGAUGUUGUUUCUGUAUGGAAUAGAACGUGA